This is a messenger RNA of Physcomitrium patens, 3396 nucleotides long. Its product is annotated as alanine--tRNA ligase. Gene Ontology annotation, molecular function: aminoacyl-tRNA deacylase activity; alanine-tRNA ligase activity; ATP binding. The record is from RefSeq and is a predicted model, not a curated record. Gene Ontology annotation, cellular component: cytoplasm; chloroplast; mitochondrion. Gene Ontology annotation, biological process: alanyl-tRNA aminoacylation. NCBI's taxonomy places the organism in Eukaryota, Viridiplantae, Streptophyta, Bryopsida, Funariales, Funariaceae.
CUUUCAACGUGAGGAUCGGUUCUGAAGAUUUAGGGAGAAGCCGAGAUGAUCCUCUAUGCAUUGCCGUUGUAGUUCUCCCAAGUCGGGAAAGCUGGGUUUCAGAAGGUCUGAUCUCUGAGAUACCGGCGGCAUACUUACUGUUAGUUAGCUUUGGGCGGCAGGCAACAUGGCGCCGACUGUGGUUGAUGAUCUCGUUGAGGCGGCGCAGUCCGUUUAUCUCACGGGCGGCUCGGAUAAGAUGGACUCCUCUUUCGCUUGGCCCGCGAAUCGAGUUCGCGAAACUUUCAACUCGUUCUUUGAAUCGAAGAACCACACGUUUGUCCCCUCCUCCCCUGUUGUUCCCGUCGAUGACCCCACUCUGCUCUUUGCCAAUGCCGGCAUGAACCAGUUCAAACCUAUCUUCCUUGGCACUGUGGAUCCCCGCUCCGCCAGGGGCAACCUUAAACGCGCUUGUAACACACAAAAAUGUAUCCGCGCUGGCGGCAAGCACAACGAUCUCGACGAUGUUGGGAAGGACACUUAUCAUCACACUUUCUUUGAGAUGCUUGGAAAUUGGUCGUUUGGUGACUAUUUCAAGAAGGAAGCUAUUGCAUGGGCCUGGGAGUUGCUCACAUCGGUGUACAAGUUGCCCAAGGACCGCUUGUAUGCCACAUAUUUUGGAGGAGAUGAAAAUUUGGGAUUAGCAGCGGACGAUGAAGCAAGAGACAUUUGGAGAGGCCUAUUGCCAGAGUCUCAUGUUUUGCCUUUUGGGUGCAAGGAUAACUUUUGGGAGAUGGGUGACUCUGGCCCCUGCGGACCUUGCUCAGAAAUUCACUUCGACAGAAUAGGAGGUCGGGAUGCUAGUUCGUUGGUGAACAUGGAUGAUCCGAAUUGCUUAGAAAUUUGGAACUUGGUGUUUAUACAGUUCAACAGAGAACAGGACGGGUCUCUGAAGGUAUUGCCGGCCCAACAUGUUGAUACGGGACUGGGAUUUGAAAGGGUGACAUCAGUUUUGCAAGAGAAGAUGAGCAAUUAUGACACUGACCUCUUUACACCAAUUUUUGGAGCAAUUCAGAAGGCUACAGGUGCUCGAGAGUAUUCAGGCAAAGUUGGAAAAGAUGAUACCGACAACGUCGACAUGGCUUACAGAGUUGUGGCUGACCAUAUUCGAACACUUUCAUUUGCGAUUGCCGAUGGUUCACGCCCCGGUAAUGAAGGGCGAGAAUAUGUUUUGCGUAGAAUGUUAAGAAGAGCUGUUCGUUAUGGGCGAGAAGUGUUGAAAGCUCAGGAAGGUUUUUUCAGUGGAUUGGUAGAUAUUGUUGUAGAAGUUAUGGGCGAAGCAUUCCCUGAGCUUAAGAAGAAUCAGGCAAAGAUUAAGGAAAUCAUUUCAGAGGAAGAGAGCAGUUUUAGUCGCACCCUGGUGAAGGGUAUCGAAAAAUUCAAGAAGGCAGCCGCAGAAGUAAAGGACGGUGUUCUUGGUGCGCAGGAUGCGUUCAUUCUGUGGGACACGUUUGGGUUUCCUAUUGAUCUUACAGAGCUUAUGGCAGAGGAGAUGGGACUCAAGGUCGACAAGGAAGGGUUUAAUAGGACCAUGGAAGAGGCCCGAGAGAAGGCUCGAGGUGCUCGUGGGAAGGCCGGAGGCAAGGCUUUAGUAAUGGAGGCAGAGGCGACAUCUCAGUUGCAAAAGCUUGGAAUUUUGCCAACGGAUGAUAAGCCUAAAUAUAUAUGGCACAAGAAUCCCACCGUAACUGUCAAGGCCAUCUUCACCUCAUCAGGGUUUGAGGAAUCCACAUCUGAUGAAGAUGUGGGUAUUGUUCUGGAUACUACAAGCUACUACGCCGAACAAGGAGGGCAGAUUUAUGAUACGGGAGUUUUGGAAGGUCCAAAUGGUGCUUUUACAGUGAGGGAGGUCCAGAUUUAUGGUGGCUAUGUUCUUCACAUUGGCUCAAUAAACAAUGGUGGUAAAAUUUCUGUUGGAGACAAAGUCACAUCUCAGGUGGAUUAUGCAAGACGUGCAGUCGUCGCUCCCAACCAUACGUGCACACAUCUUCUGAAUUAUGCCCUUAAGGAAGUGUUGGGAGACCAUAUUGAUCAGAAGGGUUCUUUGGUUGCCCCUGAUAAGCUGCGUUUCGAUUUUUCUCAUGGCAAACCAAUCGACUCUAAGGAUUUAGGGGAAAUUGAGGCCAUAGUAGCACAGCAGAUUCGUGAUGGAAUGACGGUAUAUGCGAAGGAAGCUAGCCUGGCUGAGGCCAAGCGGAUCAUGGGUCUUCGUGCUGUUUUUGGCGAGGUUUAUCCCGACCCUGUACGAGUUGUUGCGAUUGGAAGGCCCGUUGAGGAUCUUCUUGCUGAUCCUGAAAAUCCAAACUGGGCCAAACUGUCCACCGAGUUCUGUGGAGGCACCCACUUGAGCAACACGAAGGAAGCCGAAGCCUUUGCAUUGGUUUCAGAAGAGGGUAUUGCAAAGGGCGUAAGACGAGUAACUGCACUUACGAUGGGUGCCGCAAAGGAAGCCAUUCAUCAAAGUGAAGUGUUCAGUAGUCAAAUUGAUAAGGCUAGCAAGUUGGAAGGUCCAGCUCUUGAAAAGGAAGUUGCAUCCCUAAAAAAUUCGUUAGAAAACGUUGUUAUCCCAGCCGCCAAGAAGGCUGAAUUUCGUACUCGAUUGGGCGAACUUCAGGAACGGAUUAGGAAGGCUCAGAAGGCUGCUGCAGGGUCGAAUUUGCAAACGGCACUUAAUGGAGCUGUGUCUUCUGCUGAUACUGCAGUUGCUCAAAAUCAACCAUUCUGUGUGCUUAGAAUUGAUGUUGGUUUGGAUACCAAUGCUGUCAGGGAGGCCGUCACCCUCGUAAUGGAAAAGCACAAGGACCUGGCAGUGAUGAUAUUUAGUGUUGAUGAGCAGAAGAACAAGGUGCUUGUGUACGCAGGUGUGCCUGAUUCUGCUGCCAAACAGGGUUUAAAAGUACUGGAUUGGCUACGGGGAAGCUUGGCCCCCGUCAACGGCAAAGGUGGUGGUGGCAAAAACGGACUUGCACAGGGACAGGGUGGAAAUGCUGCUGGCAUUGACGAGGCCUUGACAGUGGCUAAGGACUUUGCUACCAAAGUUUUCGGGGCUUAAUGAAUUGAUAUUUCUUCAUCGCACCUUCAAAAAUCCAUGAAAUAUUGCAUUGUGUUGUUGUUCAGUCUAGAUUUAAGCUAGAAUUUGGACCCUUGGUCUCUUGAAGGAAUUGUGGAGUUGCUGCGGGCAGUUAGCCUCGUAUCUACAAUUUAUGCUCCUUUCAGCUCCCCUAUCAUUUGGGGUGAAUCUUUAUGUAGUGGUGUCGUAUCUUAUCGUUUCACUGUGAAAGGCAUGGCAUUGUACACCUUGGAAGUUGUCCAGCACAACAUUAUCGUGGUUAAAAGGACUAUGCUUUACAGUUGUAA